Ruditapes philippinarum (Manila clam) is the source of this 2318-nucleotide messenger RNA. RefSeq lists its product as uncharacterized. The transcript has 2 exons. Gene Ontology annotation, cellular component: nucleus. The record is from RefSeq and is a predicted model, not a curated record. NCBI's taxonomy places the organism in Eukaryota, Metazoa, Mollusca, Bivalvia, Venerida, Veneridae. The coding region runs from base 147 to 1925 and encodes 592 amino acids. Gene Ontology annotation, molecular function: DNA binding.
UCCCACAACGAACUACGUCCACAACAUAACUUCGACCGGCCCCGGAAAAUAAAUAAAACAAGGAAGUUACGUAUCGCUUCCGGUAGUCCGCGCACAUAUUUGUUUACGGUAACAGCAGAAAUGUCAACAAUGUAAAAUCAGCCGAUAUGGAGAUUAGAAAGCCCAAAGUGGAUGUCAGGGGUCCAUACAGGUCCUAUGAUGUUGAAAGAUUGACUGAGGCCUAUAUUGCUGUCAAGGAAAAUGCAAUGAGUAUUAGGAAAGCAAGUGCUCUUUAUGGUGUGCCCAAAACUACAUUAAUUGACAGGCUAAGUGGUAAAGUUCAUGUUGACUGUGUAACCACAGGAGCUCCAACAUUAUUCGCUCAAGAACAAGAGGCCUUGUUAGCAAGGCAUAUACAGACUAUGGCUGAGGUAGGCUAUGGUUACAGCAGACAAGAAACUAUUAACUUGGCAUCUGACUUUGCUGUCAGCUUAGGGUUAAGGGACAGAAAUCAUCCAUUAACUGAUAGGUGGUUAUAUCAGUUUAUUCGUAGGUGGCCAGAACUGAACAUUAAGAAGCCAAGGAGUUUAGACAUGGCUAGAGCCAGAAGUGCAACAAGGGAGGCUAUUGACUGUUAUUUUGAUGCACUUAACAACAUAAUGGUGAAGUACCAUCUAGUGGCUAAACCCCAUUUAAUGUAUAAUGUAGAUGAGAAGGGACUGAACUCAGAGCAUAAGCCACCAAAGAUUGUGUCUGGAAAACACCACAAAGUUCAGGCAGUAACAUCAGGCAGGUCUAAAACAGUUACAGUAAUAGGAUGUGUAAAUGCUGUAGGGCAACAGGUUCCACCUUAUUUUGUCUUUCCUGGUGCACGAAUGAUAGAUUCUCUAAUGGAAGGGGCAACACCUGGGUCUAGUGCAACUGUUACACAGUCUGGCUGGUCAAAUACGGAAGUAUUCUCUACAUACAUGAAAGACCAUCUCUUGAAAUACUUACCUCCAAGAUCUCCUGAAGAACCAGUUCUGGUAUUAUAUGAUGGACAUAAGAGCCAUGUUGCUUUAGAUUUAAUUCAGUGGGCUAAGGCAGAAAAUAUCAUCUUGUUUGUGUUACCUCCCCAUUGCAGCCACCUCCUUCAACCUCUUGAUGUCAGCUGCUUUGGGCCUUUUGAAAUAGCAUGGAAUGCAGCCUGUCAUCGUCACAUGAGAGAAUCUGGUGGAAGUAUUGUUACCAGGUAUGAUGUUGCCCGUCUUGCUUGUAAAAUCUAUGCAUCUACUUUGACACCAAGCAAUAUACAAUCGGCAUUUAAGCGAUGUGGUGUUUUCCCAUUCAAUAGAAAUGCUGUAUCAGAUUUACAGGUGGCACCGUCAACUACAUUUGAUAGGGAUCAAUCUGGUCAAGAUGAAAGAUUGAAAAGUGGCAAUGUUGGGUCUAGCGGUAUGUCUGAUGCUGAGCAUUUCCUGGAGAAACGAGGAGGACAAAUUCUUGAAAAUGUGCAGAAGGCCAAAACAAAGAGAAAUACACUAAGUAAAAUUGUUGGUGGAAAACCAAUAACUGAAGAUAACAUUGUUGAACAAAUCAUUGCCCAUAAUGAGAAAUAUGACCCAAAGCAAAAAAGCAAACAAAUUACCAAAAACAAAGCUAAAAGUUCAAAUAAGAAAUCCCCCAAACCUGGAACAUCUGGAGCUUCAGUUAACAAAAAAAGAAAAGUUAAUCCUCCUAUUGAAAAUAGUUGUGAAAGCUCAGAUGAAGAAAAUGUUGAAGAAAAUGAGAAGUGCAUUGUAUGCAAAAAUUUCAGCCCAGACAUAAGUAAGCGGCCAUAUGUGAUAAUUGUGAAUUGGGGACAGUGUGAGAAAUGUUCAGGUUGGGUUCACCUGUCAUUUUGUACACCUGUCAAGGCCAUCAGGCGGGGAGACAACUUUUUGUGUCCCUCCUGUAGUGAAAUGUAACUGUAGACUAACUAUAACCAUGUAAAUACGUUUUGUUGACAGUUAAUUAUAAUUCAAAACAGUUUGUUUAAAAAGUUUUAUAAAGUUUUUAAAAUGACAGUUAAUAUGGACACAAACUUUUUUCCUGAAAUAUACUAUUACACCCAGUAAAAGGUCAAGGUCAAAGUGGUCGAAGUUCGGUUGGAUAAAGUCCGAGUAACACAUGUGAGGGAGCUUCCAUUUUAUUUGAAAUGUAAACAUUAUCAGUGCAGGUAGGAAUUAUAUACUAUUUCAGUUAUUACAGGUUUGAAUAUGUUUUUUAAAUUAUGCAUUAAAAUUAAAUAUAUUUUUCUUAAUAAAAAAAACCUAAAACCGGAAGUGUGGUAAAGUGGACGAAGUUCGGUUGUACCGGGA